UCUGGCGAGUCGCGCUCCAAUUGACAGCUUUCCCCUCCUCGUCUUCUUCUUCGCCCAUCAUUCUCUUCCAAUUCGAGUCGCCGUUGUCAAUUGCCGCAUCGUGUCUUCUCUUCGUCACUCGUUCGCUACUUCUCUCGCAUUCGUCGAAACCGCAACCCAACAAGAACAGCACGUCGCAAACAGUGACACUAGUUUCACAUCGCGCCCCGAGACACCCGCCCUAGUAGGCCUACACCUGCUCACCACCAUCUCCAGCGCUGCUUGCCGCAUCCGUCGCACAUACAUCGGACUGCAAUUGACUGUUGGCGGCCGUAGCGACGUGCCUGUGCACUUCUCUGGCAUGACCGAGCACAACGCCAACGAUUGAAGCGCAUUGACGCUCGCUCGACCUUUCGUCUUUUUAUUCCUUCAGCUUCUUGUUCCUCCGGGUUUUGCUUCAUGUCCGUCUGUUCUCGAGCACGGCGUUCUCUCGUUUAGACUAUCCGUCUUUCGACAUGUCCGACAGCGACCUCGCCACAACGGAGAAGCGAGCCGCCCACGACUUUGCGAGCCCGGUGUUUCCGCCUGCCAAAUACAACAAUGCCUCUAGAUCCAGGGUGCCUCUUCAGCGCCGGCUCAAAGAUGCUGCUGUUGCGCUGUACCAGGCGACUGUUGUGGAGUUGAUUCUUCGACAAAAGCACAUCCAGGCCUCCAAAGAUGGCCGCGCCAUUCCUCUAGCUAUUGAGCACGACAAACCCUUGAUUGACACCCGUCGAGGCCACGCCUACAUCUCCAACAAUGUCCGCACCUCUCGCUACACGAUUUGGGACUUUAUUCCGAAGCAAUUAAUCUUUCAAUUCUCCCGUGUGGGCAACUUCUACUUUCUCUGUGUUGGUGUUCCUCAGAUGAUACCCGGACUCUCGACGACUGGCUCUUACACAACUAUUCUACCACUGCUAUUUUUCGUCUGUUUGACCAUUGUCAAGGAAGGGUACGACGACUACCGACGCCAUCGUUUAGACAAAGUCGAGAAUGCCAAUUUCGCAACUGUCCUUGGCCGUGAGGACCAAUUUACGGGCAAGCCAAAGCCGGAGCGCCCUUGGGAUCGAUGGAACCCUUUUCGGACAAAGACAACCGCUGAGCCGAGACCGAUUGCUGACGAAGAAUUUAAAAACGUUCGAUGGGUGCCCACCAGAUGGAGCAAUGUCAAAGUUGGUGAUGUGGUGCGACUGUCGCGCGACGAGCCCGUGCCUGCCGACCUCAUCCUCCUGCACAGUGAUGGCGAAAAUGGCAUGGCAUAUAUCGACACAAUGGCACUCGACGGCGAGACGAACCUCAAGUCGAAGCAGGUGGCACACGGCUUCGAGGACUGCGACACCAUUAAAGGCAUCGCCGCGUGUCAGGCAGAAUUCGUCGUUGAAGACCCCAAUCCGGAGCUGUUCAACUUCGAUGGUCGCGUCACCAUCAACGGCAAGGCUGUUCCGUUGACGCUAAACGAGGUCGUCUACCGCGGCAGCGUGUUGCGCAACACCACCUGUGCCAUUGGUGUCGUCAUCAACACGGGAGAGGAGUGCAAGGUUCGCAUGAACUCGAAUCAGCAUCCGCGAGCCAAGCGUCCUGCGCUCGAAAAGGUCAACAACAUCAUCGUUCUCACACUGGCCGCCUACGUCAUCAUCCUCUCUGUUGGCGUUUCCAUGGGUUACAUCCAUUGGAAGAAGGCAUACGAGCACCAUGCUUGGUACCUUCGAGACGCUACCGUGCCGUUCCACGAGAUCAUCAUCGCAUUUAUCAUCAUGUUCAACAACGUCGUGCCGCUGGCGUUGUACAUCAGCUUAGAAAUUGUCAAGAUUGGACAACUUCUGCUGCUGAACUCCGACGUCGGCAUGUACGACGAGGAGACGGACACGCCUGCGCGAUGCAAUACCAACACCAUCCUUGAGAACCUGGGCCAGGUGGGCUAUAUCUUUUCGGAUAAGACGGGUACUUUGACGGACAAUGUCAUGAAGUUUCGAAAGAUCAGCGUCGCCGGCACCGUUUGGCUCCAUGAGAUGGAUCUAGAGCCUGCCGAGCCCGCCGUAUCUCCCGAGCCGGUUUCAGAGGCAGGAGGGUACUUUGUCAGGAAACAGUCAGUGCACAAGGCUGAGCCCCUCAGUAUCGUCAUCCCCGAGGAUGAACCUGAAGCAGCUGUGACACCCAUGUCACCGGCUUACUCCACGGGAAGGCGGUCGUCAUCGCACUGGCGCUCCACGGGUCGCCCUGACCACAUUCAACCUGAGGUCAAUACAUCAGAUCUCCUCGAAUAUAUCCGCCUGCGCCCAUACUCGGCAUUCUCUAGAAAAGCUAGAGAUUAUCUUCUUGCCGUCGCCCUUUGCCAUACCUGUCUGCCUGAAGUGCGCGAUGGCAAGACAGAAUUUCAGGCCUCGUCGCCUGAUGAGCUCGCACUCGUUCGCGCUGCACAGGAGCUGGGUUAUUCAGUCAUUCACCGCAACUCGAAGCGCAUUACUCUCCAAGUACCACAGCCUAACGGGAUGAUCGAGAAGAUGACCUUUGAGAUACUCGAUGUCAUUGAAUUCAGCAGCGCACGAAAACGAAUGUCCAUCGUGGUCCGCUACCCUGACGGGCGUGUGUGUGUCAUCUGCAAAGGUGCCGACUCGGCGAUACUCCCGCGCCUCAAACUAUCCUCGUUGGCAAUGCAGAAGGCCACCGAGGUCCGACAAAGCGCUGAUCUCGAGCGCGAGAUGCUUCGGCGCAGUGAGCAGAUGGAACCGCGGAACAGCUUCGGUGGCAGGCCCAGCCUCACCAUGCGGCGAAACCCAACUGUGCGCCGGGAGCGGAGCUUGAGUCGACGCCCGGCUGCCGAUAGGAGCAGGUCGUUCGAGAUUCACAAGCUCGGGCGCGCAUCAGAUGACCGACCACGGGUUUCCGUCUCAUCUCCCCGUGGGGUCUCGUUUGAUGUGUCCAGAAAUCAGUAUCUCAACGCUCCAGCCAACUAUCACUUACCAGUACCUGACCGCUUCGACUUCCUCGACGAUCCUUCCAUCAGCGACGAUUCGGAAGUGUUCACUCAAUGCUUCAAGCACCUGGACGACUUCGCAACGGAGGGUCUGCGAACGCUGCUGUAUGCGCAGAAAUUUGUUUCCGAUCACGAGUAUCGCACCUGGAAAAAGGCAUAUGAUGACGCUACGACAAGCUUAUAUAACCGCCAGGAACUGAUUGAGGCUGCUGGCGAUAUAAUUGAGCAGUCAUUUGACCUAAUAGGCGCCACUGCCAUCGAGGACAAGCUACAGAAAGGCGUUCCCGAGACAAUCGACAGGCUGCGUCGCGCGAACAUCAAGAUUUGGAUGCUCACGGGUGACAAGCGCGAAACGGCAAUCAACAUCGCGCACUCUGCUCGCAUCUGUCGGCCUAGCUCAGACCUGUUCAUCCUCGACGUCACCAAACGCCCACUCGAGUGUCAACUGGAGGCUCUUGCAGAAGAUCUACACGCCGGGUCGACGCACAGCGUGGUUGUCAUUGAUGGCCAAACUCUGGGGGCUGUGGAAAAGUCCAAAGUGCUAUCCGAGAAGUUUUAUGCCAUCAUGAUUCUCGUCGACUCGGUCAUAUGCUGCAGAGCGUCGCCGGCACAAAAAGCACUCCUAGUGCGCACCGUGCGCUCACAGCUGGGGAGGUUCAAGGGCAGGGACCGACAGGGCCUGACGCUGGCCAUUGGCGACGGUGCGAAUGAUCUGGCCAUGAUCCAAGCAAGCCACGUCGGCAUCGGUAUCUCGGGCAAAGAGGGCCUCCAAGCCGCCCGUGUGGCCGAUUAUGCCAUCGCUCAAUUUCGCUUCCUUCAGCGGCUCCUCCUCGUCCACGGUAGGUGGAACUAUGUGCGAACCGCCAAGUUCAUUCUCUGCACGUUUUGGAAAGAAAUGUUUUUCUAUCUCCCGCAAGCCGCGUAUCAGAGGUACAAUGGAUACACGGGUACCUCGCUCUACGAAGCGACGAGUCUCACGGUCUUCAACACGCUCUUCACCAGCCUGUGCACCAUCUGCAUGGGCAUCUGGGAGCAGGACCUCUCCGCGGAGACUCUGCUGGCCGUUCCGGAACUCUACGUCUACGGGCAGCGGAACAUGGGUCUCAAUUUUUGGAAAUACGUGCGGUGGAUGGUGCUCGCCGCCACGGAGGGUGUCAUCGUGUGGUUCAGCGUGUGGGCCGCGUACGGUAGCGCCGUCCCAGGAGCCAAGGACGAAGGCAUCUACGCUCUGGGGACCUUGGUGUUCACCAUCGGGGUCCUGUGGAUCAACUGGAAACUAUUUAUAUUCGAGACGCACUACAAGGCCACCCUGGUCAUGUCCUCGUUCUUCGUCACGACUAUCGGCUGGUUUGCCUGGGUCGCCUUUCUCGACGGCGUGUUCGGCGCGUCGUCCGGGCCGUACUCGAUCCGCCAUACUUUCAGGAACGGCUUCGGGGCCGACGCGCUAUGGUGGGCGACGGUCUUCAUCGUGCUGGGCUUCAUGGGGCUCAUGGAGCUGUGCGGCAAGGCCGCCAAGCGGGGCCUGCUCGUUGCCGGCCUCUGGCAGUGGCCGCCGUGGCGAAAGCACCGGCUCAGUGAUAACGUUGAGGAGUGGGACCUCGAGCUUUGGCAGGAGAUGGAGCAGGACCCUGCCAUGCGGGCGCGGCUCAGGCUCCUUGCUCGGGAUGAGGAGACGGCGGAGGAGAGUGCGGGCAAGGACGAGGAGUCGGAGUGUGAAGAAGAGGAAGACGACGUGGCGGUGCGCGCCUGAUCGCCCAGGGCAGUGGUGAUAACCUCUGGCUGGGCGUUUCUUGUCCUUCAUUUGUGCGUUCGAUGAUACCCCCCACAAGAACACGACUUUAGUCGGGCUGCGAGCUUGUUAGACUUGGAUAGACUAGACUGUUUGUUGCCUUGUAAAUUCAGGCCAUGGCGGAGAGACAGGCCGGCUACAAUGAUGACACAAGAGAUGC
Messenger RNA from Purpureocillium takamizusanense, 4941 nucleotides. Its product is annotated as drs2 neo1 protein. The record is from RefSeq and is a predicted model, not a curated record. Gene Ontology annotation, molecular function: ATP binding; magnesium ion binding; ATP hydrolysis activity. The coding region runs from base 495 to 4742 and encodes 1415 amino acids. Gene Ontology annotation, biological process: post-Golgi vesicle-mediated transport; intracellular protein transport; endocytic recycling. The transcript has 3 exons. Gene Ontology annotation, cellular component: plasma membrane. Lineage: Eukaryota; Fungi; Ascomycota; Sordariomycetes; Hypocreales; Ophiocordycipitaceae.